GAAUUCCAGAGGACGCGGGGAAAGGAGAGGACAGAGCGGCAAUUUCAGUUCUAUUGAUCAGUAACCAAUUUUUUUUGUUGGUUAGGUUGUAUUUUUGGGUUUGAACAACAAUUGGGAUCGUCGUUGUUGGGGAUUAGAAUGAAGGAGGGGAAGGAAAUCGAUGUUUAUAGGGAUACGAGCUUGAGGUAUCUGGGGUACACCAAUGAAGUUGGUGAAGCGUUCAGAAGUCUCAUCCCUAAGUCCAUCGUCUGGUUGAGUUACGCAAUUGCAAGUGGUUAUGUUCUGGCUGAUACCAUACACAAGGGUUCGAGGGAGUAUUCGAAGGAAAGUGGGGAAGGAAAGAAUAAACGAGUGUUGUUGUCAGCAACGGAUACUCUCAUCUGGCAGAGCUUUGCAUCUGUGAUAAUUCCAGGUCUCGUGAUAAACCGAAUUUGCGCUGGUGUUAGAUUUUUGCAAAGACCUGCCACGAGUAUUGUAAUGAAGAGCCCCUGGCUCACCACUGCUGUCGGACUUGCCUCAAUUCCAUUGAUUAUCAGGCCAAUUGAUCGAGCCGUUGAGGAUGCCAUGGAUUUGACCAUCAGACAGUGGAUUGGAUACCAUCCUCAUGAGAACAGAGAGGAUUGACGAUUGUAGAUCGAUUAGAUGUUGUUAUUCAAGACUUUGAAGUUGCUAGAUAAUAGUAAGACUAUUUUUUGAGUCAUUCAAGUGUUACGUCAUCGUCGGUUGGGAUUAUUAAUGAACUUUUUAGUUUAAGGCGUGCCAUUUCGCCCCACGCUGCCCUAUUGUUGAUUAUUAAAAAUUAAAAAUUCACUUUUCAGUUUCGAAAGGGUUAAUUGGAGGCAUUUGAGGCCUUCCCUCUCAUGGUGUGACGUAAUACGUUAAUGACGUUUCACAAUUUUCCUAGUUGUUAAUAAUUAGACAAUAAAUUAGAUAGAAUUGUUGACGUUGACAUCACUAGAUUUUUUUUAUUACCUAGUGUGCAAAACUCUAGUCUAGAAACGAAUUCAUGUAUGAAAUUCCAGAUUAUUUAACGUUAUUAGUAUUCUUAGGAGGAAUUCACGAGAACCAAGUCAAUGAAAGUUAAAAAAUAGUAAAAAGUUAAGCAACAAAUAGAACUCCAUAGAAUGUAUUUUAAAAAAUCGCAUCCUAUUUACUUUUUCUAUAAAGUUUAACGCAAAUACAAUAAAAAUCUCUGGCCAGGUU
Messenger RNA from Diachasmimorpha longicaudata, 1203 nucleotides. RefSeq names its product mitochondrial fission process protein 1. The record is from RefSeq and is a predicted model, not a curated record. Gene Ontology annotation, cellular component: mitochondrion. Gene Ontology annotation, biological process: mitochondrial fission. Lineage: Eukaryota; Metazoa; Arthropoda; Insecta; Hymenoptera; Braconidae. The transcript has 3 exons. Bases 139 to 624 code for a protein of 161 amino acids.